CUAAAAUGAUUGUAAAUUUUCUCUUUUUAUUUGUAUUUUGUUCAUUAUUGUUAAAGGGAACAUUAACACUCUCUGAUAAUGAAAUCGAACAUGCUUAUGAUGACUGUUUAAAAGAAUUCAAUAUUGCAGUUGAUGAAAUUGAUUCAAGUGAAAUUGAUGUAAUUUGUUUUCACACGUGUGUUGCUAAAAAAAUUGGCAUUAUUGAAAAUGGAAAAAUCAAUGAAAAAGAACUUUUUGAAUAUUAUUUCCAAUCGUCAGUUGAUUCACAGGAGACAAAAGAAAUAAUCGAGAGCUGCAUUAAAGAAAUACCAUUUAUUCAGGACGAUUGUGAAUUGUUUAAUGAAUUAAGAAACUGCAUUUUAAAUGAAUAAAAUUACUAUUCUUAAUGAAGGAUAAAAAUGAAUAAAAAAUUGGAAAUGUAAAAAUCUCCAUCAGGAUUCGAACCCAGACUAAAUGGUUAUUAAUCAGUUACUUUAAUACCGGGACUAUUCAUAACAACUUGCAAAAAUAUAUUCAAAAUUGUAAUUUAAAAGUGAAAAAAUGUUUAGUUUUCUGAUUUUUAAAAUAAAAAUUUACAA
Molecule: messenger RNA, 578 nt
Organism: Leptopilina heterotoma
Lineage: Eukaryota; Metazoa; Arthropoda; Insecta; Hymenoptera; Figitidae
Exons: 5
Coding region: 6-371 (121 amino acids)
Molecular function (GO): odorant binding
Source: RefSeq, a predicted model, not a curated record